Mycotypha africana is the source of this 1075-nucleotide messenger RNA. Its product is annotated as ubiquitin-conjugating enzyme/RWD-like protein. The record is from RefSeq and is a predicted model, not a curated record. Lineage: Eukaryota; Fungi; Mucoromycota; Mucoromycetes; Mucorales; Mycotyphaceae. Gene Ontology annotation, molecular function: ubiquitin conjugating enzyme activity. The coding region runs from base 136 to 783 and encodes 215 amino acids. Gene Ontology annotation, biological process: ubiquitin-dependent protein catabolic process; protein polyubiquitination. The transcript is spliced from 10 exons.
ACUGCUGCAUUUCUUGCUCCCCUUUUUCUGUAAUUCACUCGCACACUUGUAUUUUUGUUGUAUUCUCAAGUUAAUUGGUAUAGCUUUUUUCUGAACUUAUUAUCAAGAUUUGCAUUUUAAAAAACCAAGAAAAAUAUGUCUUCUGCAGCAAAUAUUUUACAAAGACAAUUGAAAGAAUUAACAAGAAAUCCAGUACCUGGCUUUGUGGUUGAUUUGAAAGACGAUAACAUAUUUGAAUGGGAUGUUGCACUUAUCGGUACACCAAAGACGAUUUACGAAGGCGGCUACUUCAAGGCAACAAUGACAUUCCCCGAUGACUAUCCUUUCAAUCCUCCAACUUUCCGAUUCAAUAAUGAGUUCUACCAUCCUAAUGUUUAUCCGGACGGUAGACUAUGUAUUUCAAUUCUUCAUCCACCAGGUGAAGAUCCCGUGAGUGGUGAAAAAGCAGAGGAACGAUGGAACCCCACACAGUCUGUAGAAAGUGUCCUAGUAUCAAUUAUAUCCUUACUUGCGGAUCCCAACUGCUCAAGUCCGGCGAAUGUAGACGCGGGUGUGGCUUACAGGAAGGACCGUGCUGUAUUUGAAGCCAUUGUGAAAAAACAAGUGGAAGUGUCAAAGAAAGAUAUUCCUCCUGGAUUUAAAAUGCCUACAUCAGAGAAAGAUUUUAUGCCCGCUGCACCACCAGAAAUUGAAGAAGAUGAGAACUUUUGGUAUGAAUCUGGAGAUGAUAGUGAUUUUGGUGUAGACGACGAUUUUGAUGAUGAGGAAGAGGAUGACGAUUAAUUGUUUUCUUUUGAUUAUGAUUUAAAUUAUUUGCUCGUUCGAUGGUACCCUUUUAAUAGAAUAAAUCCACCUCUCAUUGAAAAAGAAAUCGAUAAAUUAUGUUUUGUCUGAAACCAAAAAGACGUUUAAGACCACAACAGCAGAGUAUCGUAUGACAAGUGUUUAUCAGAUAUGGUAUGACGAAGAGCCAACUACUUGAGAUAAAAAGUAUCUUAAUGCUGUAGCUAUAGACUUUCCAAAAAAGAAAAAACGAAACAACAAUACAAGUUGAUCCACUUAUGGAAUAAACAAC